AUGGCUCCACCUGCACUCUCAGAUAUUCUCAAUUCUUCAUCCCCGUCACCCCCUUCCAGUCCCGGGCUGUCGCUGACUCACCGUCGACGAAGCUCAUCUGUCAUGACCACUGCCCCGGAGUCUGAUGAACUCACUCAUUCGGACUCUGGUCAUGAUCAAACUCAAUCCCUGAAGCGACCUGCGGAGGACCUCGAUCAGUUUGCUGAUGCGCUCAGCCGCAAUGUCAGGUUGAAAACGUCGCAGAAGGAUGAGCUGAAGCAGUUUGUUCUGCUUUCCGAGGCUCAGCAACAAGUUUGGCUGGCUGCCCAGCUGAUCAAAGUGGUUGAUGUUCUCAACACGCUUGAAGCUCCCGACACCAUAUAUCAGAUUCCGACCACAAUGGAGCGCCGUAUCGAGCUUUACACAUACCUUGUUCUGGUUUCGCCCACAACGUCGGUUUACGUCAUGAAUGCUGGUGGCCCUCUGAGCCUCAUUCUUGAUCAUAUGGAGACAGUUCCCUCGUGGGGUCUCACUCCUGAGGUUAAAGCUGACAAGGCUAAGUUUGAUGUUGUUUGCUCGCGGAUUCGCAACCGGCUCACUCAUCGUCGCAACGAAAUGAAGACCAUGAUUCGCGACUCUCUGGACACGCCGUGGACGGAUAUUGUUGCGCUUUGUCAUCAGAUCCUUGCGAUGGGCGACAGGGUGGUUGUCACACUCAAGGUGUCGCUCCAGAUGGUUGCUUGGGUGGCUUUCUUGCGUGCUGUCUAUCGCGAUCAUAUGGGACCAGACAAGAAAGUUGACAAGUAUUGGCGCCUCGUUGAUACACAGCUGAAAGAGGUCAGAGAUACCACUAAUGGCGAUACAAAGAAGCUAUCCCGUUUCUUUGCAAAGGUUUUAACGCAUGACCGGGAAGCCUACGGCAACCCGUCGAUCGAUGAUCUCGAGCUUACAUCGCCUGGCGCCUUUGACGAUCCUCCCCAGCGCCGCUGA
Pleurotus ostreatus (oyster mushroom) is the source of this 969-nucleotide messenger RNA. RefSeq lists its product as uncharacterized. The record is from RefSeq and is a predicted model, not a curated record. NCBI's taxonomy places the organism in Eukaryota, Fungi, Basidiomycota, Agaricomycetes, Agaricales, Pleurotaceae. The transcript is spliced from 7 exons. Bases 1 to 969 code for a protein of 322 amino acids.